AUGUCGGAAACAUGCAUUGACGAUGCUAUUACCCUAGUGUGGUGUGGAGUGGAUGAGGGAGGGAGGUACUAUAUGUGCCAGAAUACCUACGGGAUACGAUGGGGUUACUUUGAUCACGCCAUCUCUCAUAAUGCGUUAAGGACGCCCGUCAGUGGUUUUAUUGUGAGGAAUCCACCGGAUGGAAAUACGAUUCAGCUCGGACCCAUAGAUAAAAGCAUACAGCAAUGCAUAGAACACACUUCCCCCUCGGAAAUUCGGAUGAAGCAUCAAAAGUCGCGUAGGAAAAGGAAUACCGCGAGCCAUGUAAAAAUUGUACAAAUGGAAUACCAGUUCAACCGUUGA
Molecule: messenger RNA, 342 nt
Organism: Striga asiatica
Lineage: Eukaryota; Viridiplantae; Streptophyta; Magnoliopsida; Lamiales; Orobanchaceae
Source: the annotation of a GenBank genome assembly